Menidia menidia (Atlantic silverside) is the source of this 3100-nucleotide messenger RNA. The record is from the annotation of a GenBank genome assembly. Lineage: Eukaryota; Metazoa; Chordata; Actinopteri; Atheriniformes; Atherinopsidae.
AUGGGAGCGCUCGCCUCGGCCUACAGUGACUCGGUGCCCGUUGAGCACCUUUUGGGAUACCAGAUAGUCGACAACAAAAAGAUGAAUUCACUUGGCAGUUCUACCAAAUGGCCGUCUUACGAUUCGCUCCCCUCCACCUCGAGCUUCCUCUUCAGCGAGAGCGAGCAGACCGAGGAUGAAACGGACGUCUUCUCGGAGGGGGAAGGGGAGGGCGGAAUGAAAGGCUCCCUCUCGGCCGACGAGGAAGUGACACUUUCAGGAAACUACCUCGCUUUCCCAUCUCGCCCCGAUCAGCUGCACUCAAGGUCCAAGCACGACCAGUCCAAGCUGUGCCACGACCCGGCUAAACGUCCAGACCCGGCCUUCGCUGCCGGAGCCGCCGCGCUCCGGUCGUCCUCGGCAACACCGGGGGACCUGGCCUUCGCUCAGAAAUGCGCCGAUUUGCACAGGUUUAUCCGUCCUCUGUGCGAGCUUCUCUGCGGUUUAAAAACGGGGCGAUUUGAGAGAGGUUUAAGCAGCUUCCAGCAGAGCGUGGCCAUCGACAGACUGCAGAGGAUACUGGGAGUCCUGCAGAAACCUGAAAUGGGUGAGAAGUACCUUCAGAACCUGAUGCAGAUAGAGGUGCUGCUCAAGAUGUGGUUUCCUCAGAAGGCGUUCAAGUCCACAGACACACCAAACCAGACCACCACUCCCAUGCUCACCCCCCACUGGCACCAAAAUCAGCUCCACAUCCCAGUCAAGAAGAGGAAGCUGAGCUGGUCAGACCCCGACGACGCUGGCAGAACUCCAACCAAGCGCAGCCACCAUCAACGCGGGACACACGAGAGCCGGCAGGCCGCCAGCACCCCCGACACCAUUUCACGUCUUCCUUUAUCGCCUGAAAAACGGACUCUAGAGGAGGAGGCGGCCGGGGAGCACUGCACGACCGGCCCGGAGGUUCCAGACAGGACUGGCCCUUUAAGAGGGGUGUCAUAUUUAUGUAGCAGGAGUGAGAAGGAGACCGGGAAGUCUCUGGAGAGUUGUCAUCCCUCCUCGUGUAGCAGUCCAGUUACACAGGACUGCUCAGUGUCUUCGAGCAACACCCUCACAGCAACUGACUCACCUUAACUGGCUCUGGCUGACCUUGGUCUCACAUGGAGUUGCCUCAGCAUGCCAGCCAGAGUAAAGGCAGGGGGCGGACUUUAUUACAUAAGCAUGAAGUUAGGCGGAGAGCCAGUCUGUUAUGGCUGCAAAGCACAUUAAACCAGAGGAAAGACACUCGUUAACCCCUAACUAUCCAGUGUUUUUUUUCUCCUUUUUUUUAAAAGGGGUUUUUGCACUACGUUAAUAGUUUGUUUUUUAAGAGGUUCACAUUUGUGUACAUAAUUAAGUUAAAGGAUUUUAGAGAUACUUCUCUUAUGUUGUGUGUUAAAGCAGUCUGUGCACUGUUUGCCAUCUUUUCACAUCAUGUGAGGCAGCCCUUAAUGUAGCAGCUUAGGAUGUUAUAGGUAAAAGAAUCAGACGUCACCUUUAUGAAAGUGGUGGGGUGGCUUACUGGUGGUUUUGUUCAAAGUUGAUGAGAUUUUUAUGUUACAUACUUAAAUGGACUACCAUUAAGUUUUACCAUAUCCUCCAGAAACCUAAGAUGGACAUCAUCACUGUUUAUGAUUAACUUAGGAUUUAUUCAUCAGCUGUUGAAAUACACAAAGUUUCAUCCAUUUGGUAGUUUUUUUUUUGUAAUUCCGCCCACAGACGAAUCAUACUGGACUUUUGCCUCGACUCACCUCUCGCUGUGACAGAGGAGGAACAUCAUUACAACAAACACAGACAAUAAAAAAAAAAAAAGGAUCCCAGGAAAGUUUUCUCAGCUAAUCGAUUGUAGGUUAAACCACCAAAACGUGCCAAACAAAAACCAUUUUACUUUAUCUCAUCGUUCACAGGUUACACUGCUGUCACUAUUUAUUUUCCUGCCUGCAACCAACAAUAACAUCAUCUUUGUUUCUGCCGGCACAAAUUAAGGAAAGUAUGUGUUGAUCACAUAAAACUGGUACAAUCAGAGUAGGACGGGCAAACAGAAAACACUUGGCUGAAUGUCAGUCCCUAAUUUCUUGGUAGAAAAACGUUGAAAUGCUUAACGUCAAGAGUCAAAGUUAUGUAUUUAAACUUGUACGAGUUGAUGCAACUGCACUUUGGAUAGCAAGAAUUUUUUUACACAUCUGUGAACAUCCUCUGGGUUGUGAUAUUUAUUUAUAAAAGCAGUCGUUCACAGGUUCGAUUCCAUCAGCUGAUUGAAUGGGAACUUGAAUAAGUGAGUUUUAGGCUAAACUAUUUUUGGCACUGUGCAGGGAAGGGAACAAUUAAGGGAGAAAAAGUAAAUGCAGCUUUUUUAAAUUAUUUUUUUUAUUUCUACAUUUGUUACAUGUAUUGAAAGUAAAAAAUCCAGUGUGUCAAAGUGAGAGCAAAGACCAACUUCUGUGCCUCAUUUAAAACGGACUAUGACAUCAUUGUAAGUGCUGUUGAGGAUGCAAUGCAGAAUUUAAAUGAGAAAAGAUCAAUUGAACCAUUUCCAUUUCUGAACACAUUUAUUUUUUGAAUAUGUGUCAUUUGGGUUUUGUACCACACUGUAUUUAAAACCAGGUCUCAUUUCUGGUGAUUCAUCACCAGUCAGCCUUACUUUAAAUUAAACAAAAUAAUUUAAAGACAUUUGAAAUCCAUUAAACAUUGGUAAAUAAAAUAGUUUCACCAUACGUGUCAAUGCGAACCAAAUGUGCUUCUGUGUAGAUGUCUCAAGCUUUAUCAUUACUGACUUGUGCGUUAUGUUAUUUCAAAGGAGAAUUGUAAGCACAAGGCAGAAAACAAUUCUGUAGCAUAAUGUUUUAGUCAAUAAAAUGUUGCCUCAUUCAGUACAUUUUUCACUGUGCUGAGUUACACUCUUGUGAAACCGAAGUAAAAAUAGUUUUCUCAUAUGUAUGUGUGAAAAAUUUCCCUAUUUCUUUAAACAUGGACAUUGUUGGCCAUUGCUUAAUAAAAUGAAGAUAUUUUAUAUAUGAAAGACUGAUAUGGUUAGUUAAAUGACAGCCCAAGCUCAUCUGAAAUUGAUGAAGUCUAUAUUUUUCUUGCC